Schistocerca piceifrons (Central American locust) is the source of this 1778-nucleotide messenger RNA. RefSeq names its product tRNA-dihydrouridine(16/17) synthase [NAD(P)(+)]-like (gene Dus1). Gene Ontology annotation, molecular function: tRNA dihydrouridine synthase activity; flavin adenine dinucleotide binding. Gene Ontology annotation, biological process: tRNA processing. The transcript has 8 exons. The record is from RefSeq and is a predicted model, not a curated record. Bases 24 to 1718 code for a protein of 564 amino acids. NCBI's taxonomy places the organism in Eukaryota, Metazoa, Arthropoda, Insecta, Orthoptera, Acrididae.
AUCUCUGACGUUGAUGUGCGUGGAUGGAUCAGCUGUGGCGAAAAACACUGUGCCAACAACACGACUUCAGUGAGAAAAUGGAGAUACAGGUGACACCGGCAGAGGACGACAGCGGAUGCGCGGCGUCAGAGCUGAAGGAAGGAGAAGAUGGCUGCUCCGAGGCGUGGCGCUGGUGGCGCUCGCUGGGCAGCCCGCGCUUCGUGCUGGCGCCAAUGGUGGACGCCAGCGAGCUGGCGUGGCGGCUGCUGAGCCGCGAGCUGGGCGCGCAGCUCUGCUACUCGCCCAUGCUGCACGCCGCCGUCUUCGCGCGCGACCCCAAGUACCGCCGCGACGCGCUCGCCUCCUGCCCCGAGGACCGGCCGCUCAUCGUACAGCUGUGCGGCAACUGCCCCGAGACGCUGGUGUCGGCGGCGCUGCUGGCGCAGGACCACUGCGACGCCAUCGACGUGAACCUGGGCUGCCCGCAGGCCAUCGCGCGCCGCGGCCGCUACGGCGCCUUCCUGCAGGACGACUGGCCGCUGCUCGCCGACAUCGUGAGUUCGCUGCGGCGCGCGCUGCGCGUGCCGGUGACGUGCAAGAUCCGCGUGUUCGCCGAGGUGGAGCGCACGGUGGCGUACGCGCGCAUGCUGGAGUCUGCGGGCUGCCAGCUGCUGGCGGUGCACGGGCGCACGCGCGAGCAGCGCGGCCCGCUCACCGGCCUGGCCUCGUGGCCGCACAUCGCCGCCGUGGCGCGCGCCGUGCGCGUGCCCGUGGUCGCCAACGGCAACGUGCGCUGCCUGGCGGACGCGCGCCGCUGCCUGCGCGAGACGGCCGCCGCCGCAGUCAUGAGCGCAGAGGGCCAGCUGCGCAACCCGGCGCUGUUCGCGGGCCGCUCGCCGCCCGCCUGGGAGCCCGCGCUGCGCUACCUGCAGCUCGCCGCGCGACACCCCUGCCCGCCCUCCGUCGUGCGCGGCCACCUCUUCAAGCUCUUCCAGCACUGCCUCUGCCUUGAGGAACACAAAGACAUUCGUAGUCGAAUAGCAACAGCUGGUUCAUUGGAGGAGAUGGGUGAUGCUGUGCAGGAACUGCGUGAUCGUUUGCUGCCUCUGCAUGAGGGACUCUCCCCAAGACCAUGGGAGCCACCACCGGAAACAGGAUAUGAUUUGGUGCUGCCUCCAUGGAUCUGUCAGCCAUAUGUGCGUGAUCCCCCAGAGGUGCACCUCCAGAAAGUGGCACAAAAUCAGGCAGCUGGAGCCACUUCAGAGUCUGUGGAGCUGGAUACGACUGUUGGCGGUGAUGCAGAGAAAGAGAAUCAUGAUGGUGUCUCUCAGAAAAGGCAAAGGGAGAGCAGUGUAGAAUCCACUUGCAGCAAAUCUCAAUCAAAAAGGUUAUUGAAGAAGAUGAGGAAACUACAGAGGAACCCAAACAAAGUGUUCAAUGGAAGAAAGGGAGUAGAGAAGUGUGCAGAAUGUCCCAAUCCAAUGGGCACUAAAUGUGAGCACCAGUUAUGCAAAGCAUGCUGCCGAACACUGUGUUAUACGCAAGAUAAGGAUUGCCCUGGACACCGCAUUCUUAUUAAGACAAGGCGAGAAAGGGCACGGCACUUUGCUGCUUUGCAACACCAGCCCCAGGAGGACAGUUGUCAGCCGGGUGAAGAUCUCGAUGGGGAGGUGGAUAUGGACAAGGAAGACAAACAAGAUAUAGAAGGAUGCCUUUUAACUGCAGAAAAUGAGUCAUAACAUGGACUACUGGUGUUUCAUAACACUGUAUCUAUUGUAAAUAAAAUUUGUUACAUUGUU